GUCCAUGGCCCGCACCCCCAAGCUGCCACUGCAGCAGUCAGAGUGGCAGCUGAAGGCUCGGUUCAUGCCGUGCCCCCGGGCAGUUCUGGCGAGGCUAAGCAAGAGGCCUCUGCAUCUUGACACCUAGGAGAGCAGGGACGGAGUCUCCCAGGGUGGAGGACCAUGCUGCGCCGCAAGCCCUCCAAUGCCAGUGAGAAGGAGCCCACUCAGAAGAAAAAGCUCUCCCUUCAGCGCUCCAGCAGCUUCAAGGAUUUUGCCAAAUCCAAACCCAGCUCCCCCGUGGUGAGCGAGAAGGAGUUUAAUCUGGAUGAUAACAUUCCAGAAGAUGACUCAGGUGUCCCCACCCCAGAGGACGCUGGGAAGAGUGGCAAAAAGCUGGGGAAGAAGUGGAGGGCAGUGAUUUCCCGAACCAUGAACAGGAAGAUGGGCAAGAUGAUGGUGAAGGCCCUGUCAGAAGAGAUGGGAGACACUCUGGAGGAGGGCUCUGCCUCCCCGACAUCUCCAGACUACAGCCUGGACAGCCCUGGCCCUGAGAAGAUGGCGCUGGCCUUUUCUGAGCAAGAGGAGCAUGAACUUCCGGUGCUCAGUCGCCAGGCAUCAACAGGCAGUGAGCUCUGCAGCCCCAGCCCAGGUUCUGGCAGCUUCGGGGAGGAACCACCUGCCCCCCAGUACACAGGGCCUUUCUGUGGCCGGGCACGAGUCCACACCGACUUCACUCCCAGCCCCUAUGACCACGACUCGCUGAAACUGCAGAAAGGAGAUGUGAUCCAGAUCAUUGAAAAGCCACCUGUGGGCACGUGGCUGGGCCUACUCAAUGGCAAGGUGGGCUCUUUCAAAUUCAUCUAUGUGGAUAUGCUGCCCGAGGAGGCCGUGGGGCAUGCCCGCCCCAGCCGCCGACAGAGCAAGGGCAAGAGGCCCAAGCCUAAGACCCUGCAUGAGCUGCUGGAGCGCAUCGGCCUGGAGGAGCACACGUCCACCCUCCUGCUCAAUGGCUACCAGACACUGGAGGACUUCAAAGAGCUGCGAGAAACACACCUCAAUGAGCUGAACAUCAUGGACCCACAGCACCGGGCCAAGCUGCUCACGGCCGCCGAGCUGCUGCUGGACUAUGACACUGGCAGUGAGGAGGCUGAAGAGGGCGCCGAGAGCAGCCAGGAGCCAGUGGCACACACAGUGUCGGAACCCAAGAUGGACAUCCCGCGCGACUCAGGCUGCUUUGAGGGCUCAGAGAGCGGGCGCGAUGAGGCAGAGCUGGCAGGCACUGAGGAGCAGCUGCAAGGCCUCUCCCUGGCCGGGGCACCUUGAGGUGGCGGUGGCAAUAGGCCAAGGCUGGGACCCAGCUGCAAAGGCUGUAGGAGUGGGCCCAGCCUCCCGUGGUGGCCCAGGCCCUGAGGACUGGCACUGAGCCUGGCCCUGCUUCCCCACGGACACUUAGGGCUGCAGAGGCCAGGCCAGGGCCCUACAGGUUCCAGGCUCAGCUGGAGUGGUUGGGGAGUCGCCCAAGGGCACAUCCCACCUGCCUGAGCCCCACCCUCCACCAGCGACUGACAGCGCAGCCCCUCCUGGCACCAACUGCUCCCCCGCCAUGGCCACGGCCACAGCAAGCGGGGCACUGGGAGACCCUGCCCAUGUCCCUCACCAACAAGGCCUCCAAAUCCUCGUCACCCCCACACAACCUAGCACUGUCGCACUGCUCCUGAAAAGGGGGCCAAGUCAAUGUUUCAGGUCAGUCUAAAAACCCUAGGGAAGCUGGCCAUUUAAAAGAACCCAAACUGACCAUGGGUAAAUCCAGUUCCCCUAAAUAAGGCCUGAAGAAAUCCACAGGUACCAUUCCCACUUUCCUUCUCCUUAGCUUUCUUAGAGGUUUGGCCACUAAAUCUUAUGAGACUUGAACCAAGUGGCUUCCUCUUUCUAGGCUUAGGACUGGUUGGGUUAGAAUGGGUGAUCACUGAAGGCCUUGCCUGCUCUGACAUUCUGUGACAUUAAAUGUCUAUUCUCCUGUUACCUGUGGCCUGGGACACCAGUGGGGUUUAUCGAGGGGACCAGAGGGGCUUCAGGCUUUCAGAUGAAAUGGCUCCUCCUACUCACCCACUUUAUUCCUCCCCAUGUAACUCAGGACAAGCUGCAACUUCCCCCAGCUUAACACAAUGCCCAUACCUCAUAUGACAUGCGCCCUCCCGUUCCAUCCCUGGCCCCCUCAAACAAGACUUCUCAGAAGGCUGAUUGCAGAUGGUCAAACCUGGCUUCCAAGGACAGAAUUGCCUCUCGGAAGCCAGCUGCGGAUCUGAGUCCAGAGCUGGCCACUUGUGUGGGUCCUCACAAGCAAAGAGAGCACUAAACUUGACAUUGGGGGUCCACCACUCCAACUUUGCUUUCUGAAGGUUUUGGUGUACAUUGAGCCCCGAAGGAAAGGAGAGUAUCUGUGAGUGGGGGCCUCCCUUGACCCCAGUACCAAGUCUGUGCCCUGAAUCCCCAGAGUAGCCCUUCCCUGGUGCCCAACUGGCCUGGGGACAAACAGCGUCCACUACAUCUAGGACUGCCGGCUAAGUGGACACACGUCUUGACCUCCUACCAGGAACUUUGGUAAAAGCUAGCUUUGGGGAAGGGGUUGGGUGUAAAUAUGAGAGGGUGGAGGGAGACCAGCUGGUAGCAAUAAACAUGGGUAGAACUAAA
Nomascus leucogenys (northern white-cheeked gibbon) is the source of this 2673-nucleotide messenger RNA. RefSeq names its product SAM and SH3 domain containing 3 (gene SASH3). NCBI's taxonomy places the organism in Eukaryota, Metazoa, Chordata, Mammalia, Primates, Hylobatidae. Gene Ontology annotation, molecular function: protein binding. The record is from RefSeq and is a predicted model, not a curated record. Gene Ontology annotation, cellular component: cytoplasm; nucleus. Gene Ontology annotation, biological process: positive regulation of immunoglobulin production; positive regulation of B cell proliferation; positive regulation of adaptive immune response.